AUGCGUGUGAAACUACCUGAUGAUCACUCGCUUAGAUGGAUUUUCUCCGCCAGUUCCGAAGUGAAAUCCUUGAAUAAUUCCAAGAUGUGGCUGCAGGCUACUAGAAAAGUGACGGAUGAACAGCGGUACCUCACUCCCUCUGAAAUUUCGUCUGACCUGUACGAGAUACCAAUUUCUCCCUCGAAAGCCGUAAAAGCUGCUUCUGCGAGAAGCAAAGACGCCAGUGCAUUUAGCAGGAAACUGAAUUUCCAAAAAGCGCAGACUCGAUCUAAAACUUGGGUUCCUACCGACGAUGAGGGUGAUAUCUACGUGGUACCUGCAACUCCAUCAAAGACUCAUGAGUCUUCGAUCUCAACUGCUCCUUCUAAGGCGAUCAAAGCAGAUGCUAAAAAAUUUGGGCCCAAAUUUGAACCAGAAGUAUCUCAAGUUGGAAAAGUGGCUAAGAAGGUUGUUCAGCAGAAAAACCCAGCGCCAAUUUUGCCUCCAGACGCAGACCUGACGAAGCACAAGUGUUGGUUCGGCAUGUGCGUGAAGACUCUGCCUCCCGAAGAGUGCACCGCGAGGGCCCUGUUUGGUAGCGAGGGCAUGUUUGCAGUGCCACUCAAACUCGGAUUCUGCCGACGACGUAUUCCCAAUUCUUGCGUGUACAACCCAAUUUGUGGAAAAGCUCUUUUUCGACAGCACGAACACCUCCUGCCACUAUUGAGGCGUUCGAACCAGAAGAACAACUUCAUUGAACCCAGCAUGUUCGUGUUUGACGAUGACGUUAGAGUCAAUCCCAGUCAUUUCAUGUCAAUUCCGGAGGAUCAAGUGGUGAUCAGGGACUUAUCCGGAGGACAGGAACCAUGUCCUAUUCCAGUUGUGAAUGGAGUGGACGACAAUCUGGACCUGUUCUUCAAGUACUGUUGCAGAAGCAGAGUGGAGCAGGGAUCCCAGGUGUCCCACAUCAUCCAGCAGAGUGUGGCCACCGCCAACAACUCAGCCGAAAAACCACAAGUGUGCUGCAUAUGUCCACUAAUAUGCGAGGAUCCGAAGAAGUGCGCAUGUAUUCAAGCAACAAUCGGACAGUUUCAACAGAAUUCAGCAGAGGAUGGUGCCACAAGAUCUGUCGGCUACGUGAACGGAAUUUUACGCGAUGUCCUCUUCACGGGCAUCUUCGAGUGUGGACUAGGGUGUCGUUGUCGGGCCAACUGCAGCAACCGACUGUCGCAGGGGGGAGUGAGGGUGAAACUGAGUCUGCAGCGGGAUUCCCACCCGAGGAGUCAGCCACAAGGCGGGUGGAAAGUGGUAACUGUGCAGGAUCUGCCCAAAGGGGUGUUUGUCUCACUGCUGUCGGGGGUGCUGUGCUCUUCUACAGACAUCAAUGCAGAGUCAAAGCCGGAUUCGAACUACAUAUUUUCGCUGGACAUGCCGUUGCCCGCACUCAAGCAAAGAAAUGAAGUAGGGGCAACAUUCUUACACGUUGAGGAGGAUGGUGUUCAGAAGAGGGCGAUCCAAAUUGAUGGGAAAAGCGUGACCGUCCCCGAUACCAGCUCGUUUGAUGAAAUGGACCCAGAAGACAGUAUCAGUAAUGAACAUCAAGAAUCUGACGCAGUCUUUGACAGAGAAGAUGAUACUUUAACUAAUCUGAAGAAAAUUCUAACUCAGAAAAAAGAAGCCCAUUACAUAAACGGAGGUCGUAAAGACUUCUUCUACAUUGACAACUCACGAUACGCCAGCAUCAGCCGUUUCUUUAAUCACUCUUGUGAUCCAAACUUGGUAGUGCAGCCAGUGUUCCACGAGGUACGAGACACCCGAUUCCCAGAAAUUGCAUUCUUCACCAAAAGAAACAUCAAAGCAGGCGAAGAACUGACUUACGAGCACCAGUUCAACUUGAAAAAGGUCAAACGAGGUCAUAAGGCAAGAGAUCAUCCUAUAUAUGGACAAAAACAGAUCACAUGGUGCAUGUGUGAGUCACCAAACUGCCGCCAGAAACUGGUCUGACUGAAUGAUAACAAACGGACACAGGAAGAGAACAGUAUGCUCUUUAUGACAGCAAUUUGGAAAGAAACAGUUUAACCGGAAAAUUUAAAAUUUGGAAUUUUGGAAGCAUAGAUAGUUUAGGUAGAAUAAGUUUAAUUGAGCUGAGAUUUGAGUGUACUUAGUUUGGUGUACAACGCGAUUUUGCUUUUUCUCAUUAUAGCCUCCCAAACCUCCCCCAUC
Symsagittifera roscoffensis is the source of this 2202-nucleotide messenger RNA. Its product is annotated as histone-lysine N-methyltransferase SETDB2-like. Lineage: Eukaryota; Metazoa; Xenacoelomorpha; Acoela; Convolutidae. The transcript is spliced from 13 exons. Gene Ontology annotation, cellular component: nucleus. Bases 1 to 1983 code for a protein of 660 amino acids. The record is from RefSeq and is a predicted model, not a curated record. Gene Ontology annotation, molecular function: histone methyltransferase activity; protein binding; zinc ion binding.